AUGCAAGCUGGACUCAGCUUUUUCGACAAAAAAGCCCCAGAUGUUGUUGUUCGCAGCCUCUUCGAAAAAUACGAUACGAAUGGAAAUGGUAAACUGGACGAAAAAGAAAUGCAAACCCUAUUGGAAGGAGAUUUAGGCCUGGAUCGAGAACAAACUGGAGUGUACAUUCCCCUUGUGGACAAGAACGGUGACCAUGAUGUCUCCUUUGAAGAAUUCAGCGACUGGCUUCGCAGCGAAGAACACUUUCAAAUUUUACAUGACAAACAAAUGUUUGAAAAACUUUCCAAAGCGUUCAGAUAUUUCAAGAGUUUUACCACAGAUGACGGUGACACUCUUGAUCGCGUUCAGUUCGAGGAACUGAUGAAGUUCUUUGGGUAUGAAACCAUCGACAUGGAGAAAGCUUUCGCGAAAAUCGACAAGGACAAAAAUGGGGUAGUGUCUUUUUGGGAGUUCAUGGUAUGGUUGAAAUGGGUGCCAGUUUUGAACUGA
Messenger RNA from Pocillopora meandrina, 489 nucleotides. The record is from the annotation of a GenBank genome assembly. NCBI's taxonomy places the organism in Eukaryota, Metazoa, Cnidaria, Anthozoa, Scleractinia, Pocilloporidae.